AUGACGGCGCUUCCGCAUCUUCAGAAGCAGCUACGCGAGAUGACUACGAGUCCCCCGGCUGGGUUUCGUGUAGAGGUUGAUAAAAAUAUUUACCAGUGGACGGUAUGGUUCGCAGGCCCCCAAGAUACUCCGUAUGAAGGAGGCCAGUACAAGGCUCAGCUGUGCUUCACAAAGGAGUUUCCAAUGGAGCCACCGAGCUUCCGUAUUUUGUCGACUUUUUGGCAUCCGAAUGUUUAUUCAGACGGCCGUGUAUGCAUCUCAAUCUUGCAUCCACCAGGUGUAGACGAGAUGAACGCCGAAGAGAGCGCAAUGAUGCGCUGGACUCCUGUUCAGACGAUCCGCUCGGUUCUGAUAUCUAUCAUUUCACUUCUGAGUGAUCCUGAUCCCAAGGACUCGGGCGCCCCGGCUAACGUGGAUGCCUUGGUGAUGUACCGUAGGGAUCGUGGCCUCUUCAACGCGAAGUGUAAGGAGCUGGCUCAAAAGUCUCUCCUGGAGCUGCCGCCAGAUUUCGUGCCGCCGAGGAUGGAUGAGAGGUCGGAAAACUUGCAUGCGGUUCGUCCGUGCUACAAGGGCUUAGUGGUCGAUGAGGAUGAAGUGGAUGAUUUUGAUUUGAUUCCCUCCCCGUCGUACUCCGUGUCUGGUCCAGAGCGCUACCGUGAGGAGCUUCAGCAGCUUCGCUCUCUAAACCUUGACACCACACUUGACGACGAUGAGCUUUUGCAGCUUCUGGCGGAAUGCCGUGGCGAUAUUGCUACAGUUUUGGAGAAAUUGUUUAGCCAAUAG
This is a messenger RNA of Phytomonas sp. EM1, 783 nucleotides long. Lineage: Eukaryota; Euglenozoa; Kinetoplastea; Trypanosomatida; Trypanosomatidae. The record is from the annotation of a GenBank genome assembly.